AUGCUGGACGAUCCGGGUCUCUUGAUGUACAGCGGCUACGUGAAUGUGACUGCCGACGAUUAUUUAUUCUACUGGUUUUUCCAGGCCAUGGAGCCAAUGGAAUCUGCCCCCGUCAUCCUUUGGACAAAUGGUGGGCCAGGGUGCACUUCGAUGGAAGGAGCAGCGACGGAGAUUGGCCCACUGAUUCUCGAUGGUGUGAAGAGAUCACCCUUCUUCUCGGGAAAGCUGUCCUAUAACAAGUAUGCCUGGAACCGGCGCGCUCAUGUCCUCAUAGUAGAUCAGCCGCGCUACGUGGGCUUCUCCACAGGUAGGGGUCCAUUUGUGAACUCGUCAGCUCAGGCAGCGCUGGACAUGGUCCAGUUCUUGCGAGGCUGGCAAGGGUAUUUCCCGGAGAUCGAUGCUAGAUUCGUGCUGGCAGGUGAGUCCUAUGCUGGGCACUUUGUGCCGGCUUGGGCUAAAGCCAUCGCAGAAUAUAACCAGGAUCUCAGGAACGUGCCCGCAAUUCGAGUUGCGGGCAUUGCCCUGAGCAGCGCAUGCAUUGAUGACUCAAUCCAAGGUCUCGAUACUUUCCUCGUGUACUCUAAACAAAUGGGCCUGCUCCCUGCAGAUGCGGCUCCCGCAAAUAUGUGGGAGGCUAGGCAGAUGAUGACAAACUACUUACAUUACCGACCCAACACCUAUGACCACACAAUUCCGGACGUGGGCCCAGCAUGCGCAACUUAUGGAUACAACUACACCAACUUUUCCAACUGGUUCUCCAGGGAAGAGGUCCUUGAGGCACUGCACAUCUGUGGCACAGCUGGGCAAGACACUUUCAGUGGAUGUGCUGGUGGUUGCAUAACGCUGCCGAAUGGCUUCGACCACACUCCGUUUGCAUACACAGAGACGCUUCAAGAAAUGCUGGAUCUGGGAAUCCCAGUGCUGCUGAUGUAUGGAAUGAAGGAUCUCACUUGCGACUAUGUUGGCCUUGGGCUUAGUGUGGUGGUUACGCCCUCGCGAGCUCUCUACGAUGGAGCAGGCAGCCGGACUUUGCCGGAACAAGAGUCAGGAGGAGCGACCUUCAUUCAUCGCGCGUAG
Symbiodinium pilosum is the source of this 1077-nucleotide messenger RNA. NCBI's taxonomy places the organism in Eukaryota, Dinophyceae, Suessiales, Symbiodiniaceae. The record is from the annotation of a GenBank genome assembly.